Molecule: messenger RNA, 2382 nt
Organism: Lolium rigidum
Lineage: Eukaryota; Viridiplantae; Streptophyta; Magnoliopsida; Poales; Poaceae
Product: subtilisin-like protease SBT1.5
Exons: 1
Coding region: 1-2382 (793 amino acids)
Biological process (GO): proteolysis
Molecular function (GO): serine-type endopeptidase activity
Source: RefSeq, a predicted model, not a curated record
AUGCAGGCACUCCGGCUGCUACUUCUCCUUCUCGCUGUCGUCGUGGGCGUCUCCGGCGGCCCCGGAGCCGAGGAUGCCGGAGGGGCGAGGACGUACAUCGUGCGGAUGGAUGCCGACGCAAAGCCGUCGGCUUUCCCCACGCACGCGCAUUGGUACGAGUCGGCGGUGCUGGCGGCGUCCGGGGACGGGGACUGGCCGGAGGGCGGCCCGCUGAUCCACACCUACUCCGCCGCGCUCCACGGCUUCUCCGCGCGGAUGUCGCCGUCCGCCGCGGCGUCCCUAGCGACCGCUCGAGGCGUGGCGGCCGUGGUGCCGGAGCGCGUCCGCCAGCUCGCCACCACGCGCUCCCCGCGCUUCCUCGGGAUGCUCUCCUCCCCACCCUCAGCCAUCCUCGCGGACUCCGACUUCGGCUCCGACCUCGUCAUCGCCAUCAUCGACACCGGCAUCUCCCCCACGCACCGCAGCUUCAGCGACCGGGGCCUCGGCCCGGUCCCGCCGAAAUGGCGCGGCGUGUGCGCCUCGGGCCCCGGCUUCCCGCCCAGCUCCUGCAACCGCAAGCUCGUCGGCGCCCGCUUCUUCUCCGCGGGCUACGAGACCACCUCCGGCCGGAUGAACGAGAGCGCCGAGAUCAGGUCCCCGCUCGACAACGACGGGCACGGCACGCACACGGCCUCCAUCGCCGCGGGGCGGUACGUGUUCCCGGCCUCCACCCUCGGCUACGCGCGCGGCGUCGCCUCCGGGAUGGCGCCCAAGGCGCGCCUCGCCGCAUACAAGGUGUGCUGGGUCGGCGGCUGCUUCGACUCCGACAUCCUCGCCGCCUUCGACGCCGCCGUCGACGACGGCGUCGACGUCGUCUCCCUCAGCGUCGGCGGCGUCGUCGUGCCAUACUACCUCGACGCCAUCGCCAUCGGGGCCUUCGGCGCCACCGAGGCCGGGAUCGUCGUCUCCGCUUCCGCCGGCAAUGGCGGCCCCGGCGGGCUCACCGUCACCAAUGUGGCGCCCUGGAUGACCACCGUCGGCGCUGGGUCCAUGGACCGCGCCUUCCCGGCCAACGUGCGCCUCGGCAACGGCCAGGUGCUCGACGGCGUCAGCGUCUACGGUGGGCCCGUGCUCCAGUCCGGCAAGAUGUACGAGCUGCUCUACGCUGGGGCUACAAACACCGGCGCAACACCCUCCGCCGCGGACGGCUACUCGGCGUCGAUGUGCCUCGACGGGUCGCUGGACCAGGCGGCCGUGCGCGGGAAGAUCGUGGUUUGCGACCGCGGCGUCAACUCGCGCGCAGCCAAGGGCGACGUGGUCCACCGCGCGGGGGCCGUCGGGAUGGUGCUUGCCAACGGUGCGUUCGACGGCGAGGGCCUAGUGGCUGACUGCCACGUACUCCCCGCCACAGCCGUCGGGGCCGCCUCCGGGGAGAAGCUCCGUAAGUACAUUGCGUCGUCUACUCCGCAGAAGCCGGCCACGGGCACCAUCCUCUUCGAAGGGACUCACCUCGGCGUGCACCCGGCGCCGAUGGUGGCGGCGUUCUCGGCGCGUGGCCCGAACCCCCAGUCUCCAGAGAUCCUCAAACCGGACCUGGUAGCCCCCGGUCUGAACAUCCUCGCUGCAUGGCCCAGCGGCGUUGGCCCGGCCGGCAUUCCCUCCGACGGCCGCCGCACGGAGUUCAACAUCCUCUCGGGCACCUCCAUGGCUUGCCCGCACAUCUCCGGCCUGGCCGCGCUGCUCAAGGCCGCGCACCCAACCUGGAGCCCCGCGGCGAUCAAGUCGGCGCUCAUGACCACGGCCUACGUCAAGGACAACAGCAACGGCACGAUGAUCGACGAGUCCACCGGCGCGGUGGCCGACGUGUUCGACUUCGGCGCCGGGCACGUCGACCCGAUGCGCGCCAUGGACCCUGGCCUCGUCUACGACAUCGCGCCCGCAGACUACGUCAACUUCCUCUGCAACCUGAACUACACCGAGCAGAACAUCCGGGCCAUCACGCGGCGCCAGGCCGACUGCCGCGGCGCGCGCCGCGCCGGCCACGCCGGCAACCUGAACUACCCGUCUCUGUCCGCCACGUUCGUCGCGGAUGGCACCAAUCAGACGAUGAAGACGCACUUCAUCCGGACGGUGACCAACGUCGGCGGCGGCAGGUCGGUGUACCGCGCGGCCAUCAGGGCGCCCGAGGGGAGCACCGUGGCGGUGCAGCCCAAGCAGCUGGUGUUCCGGCGCGACGGGCAGAAGCUGAGCUUCACGGUGCACGUCGAGGCUGCGAUGCCGACGCAGGCGAAGAAGAUGGAGCCCGGGAGCUCGCAGGUGAGGAGCGGGGCGCUGACGUGGAGCGACGGCAGGCAUGCCGUCGUUAGCCCAAUCGUCGUGACACUGCAAGCGCCAGUGCAGUAG